Messenger RNA from Belonocnema kinseyi, 1497 nucleotides. RefSeq lists its product as uncharacterized. The record is from RefSeq and is a predicted model, not a curated record. The transcript has 2 exons. Gene Ontology annotation, cellular component: extrinsic component of mitochondrial inner membrane. Bases 20 to 1021 code for a protein of 333 amino acids. Lineage: Eukaryota; Metazoa; Arthropoda; Insecta; Hymenoptera; Cynipidae.
GAAACUUGGAAGAGAGCUUAUGGAUUAUGAGAAGGAGAUGUUUCUUUAUCCGAAAACCUGUUUCGUUUGUCAUGAAAGUAACUUGGAUUUGUUGAGGAAUUGCAAGUGUGGGGUAAGCCUUUGCAAGAUCCACGAGAACGACUUUAGACAUCAACAACUUUGCAAACAUUUGUCGCUAGCUUUCCAGCUUUCGAUGAUGGAAAGCCCGCCCGAUUUGAAUGGAUUAAUUAAAUUCAAACCAGAAACAGCUUUUCCAAGCUCAAUGCAGGAAUUCUUGGAUUCUUUUUUCCAAUUCAAGAAAAGGAAUGAGGAUUUGCACAAGUUGAUGCUUUCCAAUUUGCACACCAGACCAUUAACUUUUGUUUAUGCUGUGAUGAAACUGAACUUGAUUGAUUCUUUUAUGGUCAUUCAUGUGAUCGGAGCUACUGGAAUGGAAGUUGCUACCUAUGCUAACUGGAUGCCUGUCUUCUUUUUAUUAAAAAGGCUACAAAAUCUAAAGAUCGUUUUUAUUGGACCGAAGAUUUUUAGCGAAAGUUAUAGUCUUGAUAGUUUCUUUCACGAUUUUCCUAGUUGUCUUAAAAUGGAAGAAGCAACCUUACAAGUGGAAUGUCAUGCUUUAAGAUAUGAGCAAUACUGCAGAAGUGAUUUAUUCGUCCAACCCAACAUCAUUUUGGGAUACAAUCUCAAUCUGCAUGAAAGUGAGUUGGGAAUGUCAGACUGCACUUGGAAAGAUACAAUUUUGAUGUUGGAGGAACUGGAGGUUCCUUUUGCCUUAACGGCAGGAUCAGAGGAUCGAGCAAGGAAAGAUCAUGAAAGGUUGUGCAAACUUUUAGGGAAGUCUGUUGAUUAUUUUUCCCUGGACAAAAAUCCUUUUGGAGGAUUUAUUCCCGAGAGGGACUUCGAAACGGAAGAAUUGCUUUAUUCGAAUCAGCACGUUAUUAUCUAUGAUGGAUUCUAUGAAAAUUUUGAUGGAAAAAAAGAGAGUUCAGAAUCUGACUUUGUCGACUGUCAUAUAAAUUGAAAUUUCAAUCUUAAUUUGAAACAAUAAAUAUUAGGUUGAUUCAUUUUGCGAGGUGAACAAAAAAAAUUAAUUAAUUAACAUUUUUAAACUUAUUUUUAAGGAAAAUAAUUUUAGAUUUUCAGAUUUUUUUUAGAUUUUAGCUAAAAAAAUUGAUUUAAUAUUUUUUAAAGAAUUCUGUCAGCCCUUAUUUUCAAGAAACUUUCGCCUUUUCUUGUUCCUUCUGCUUGAAUGCAAAAUGAAAUAACAUAAUCCAAUAAGAAAGUCCAUCCAUUUUUUGUUAGAAAGCUGAUUCUUUUUUUUUUAAAGUACUAUUAUAUUUUUUGUUCGUAGUUUAUCUUUUUGGUUAAAAAUGUUAUUAUUUCUUAAGAAAAUUAAUUUUUGCGUUCACAAUUCGACAAUUCGUUAAAGUUAUAUUUUUGGUCGAAAAUUUAAUUGUUUUGUUUAACAUUCGUAUUUUUUGAUAGAAUGUUCUAUUU